This is a messenger RNA of Danaus chrysippus (African queen), 945 nucleotides long. NCBI's taxonomy places the organism in Eukaryota, Metazoa, Arthropoda, Insecta, Lepidoptera, Nymphalidae. The record is from the annotation of a GenBank genome assembly.
AUGCGUGCUACAGGCAGAUUAUUUUUGGUUUUCGUGCUUGUAUUGUUUUGCGUCAUUUGCCAUGGUAAUGAGCUUAUUAGCGAGCAUUCGUUGGAGUUGACCCAGUCCUUGAACUUGGCCCGCCAAGAACUCAUACAGGAGUCUUGCAACCGCUUAAACUUACGAUGGACCUUGGAUAAGUUGACGGAGACGCAGCUCCAACACAUUUUAGUCGAUGAUGAUCACAAACUUCUAUACUGCUACGUGCCUAAGGUGGCUUGUACGAAUUGGAAGAGAAUUUUGAUGAUAUUGACUGGAAAAUGGAAUAAUGUGGAUCCUUUAUCAAUACCAGCCGACCUCUCACAUUCACCAGGCAUGUUCAAGACUUUAGGAAUGGUGCCGAAGGAAGAUAGGGACAUGAUGUUGGAGAAUUAUCACAAGAUGAUCAUUGUGAGAAAUCCAUUCGAAAGAUUGUUAUCAGCGUAUAGAAAUAAAUUGGAAGGGACCUAUCAAAGUGCUAGGUAUUUUCAGGAUAGGAUCGGUAAACGAAUCAUCAAAGCUUUCCGGGACAAUCCAUCAAACGAGUCUCUGGAGUAUGGAAAUGAUGUCACGUUUAAGGAGUUCGUGUUGUUCCUCACGAGCAAAUCCAAGGAACUGGAAGACAUCGUGAACAACGAACACUGGCAGCCCAUGACCAGCCUUUGUCAUCCCUGCCUUAUAAAAUAUACACUAGUUGGUAAAUACGAGACGUUGGUAGAUGAUUCUCUGCUAGCUCUUCACACCAUCAAUGCCUCUCAUAUACAGUUCCCACACCUUACCCACACAUCGGAGACAGCUAACAAGCUGCACAGCUACUUCUCACAGCUCGACCUGCCGCUCAUAAGGAAGCUGUACAAGCUAUACAAGUACGAUUUCAGCAUAUUCAACUAUAAUCUAGAUGAAGUAGUUGGCUUUGACCUCGGUUGA